AUGGAGAACGGAGAAGGAAUAUGCAUUGGCUCUCAGCCUACACUUCUUGGAGAAAUUACUUCUAGUAAGGACUUCUGUGACCUGUCAAGCCAUGUCUAUUCAAAAUCAGAUUUAGAGGAAACCAUGAAUUUUAAGGAUCACACGAUAUGCCUUCAGGAUGAAGAUGACACAUGCGCGAGAUUCCAGCAGCCUCAAGGUGACGAUGGAAUCUUUCUAUUAGAGGAAACCAGCUUUGACAACGUGGUCAAAACGACAGAGCGUUCUGUGGAAGGAAUCCACCCUUCAGUGGGAAUAGAGAAAUCGGCAUCGCAGGUGGCGUUGGGCAUCGCUUACGAUCUGAACGACGAUCUUGCAUGCUGCAAUCUCCUCAAUAGCUUAGACUCCUUCUUGGACAAAAGCCACCACGAGACGCCAGAUAUACUCACCGACAAAAUUGUGAGUGAAUAUUCGAGUAAAACGGAUGACGAAAAAGUCCUCAAUUCAAAGAAGCGUCGACGCAAUAGCUCCAAGGAAAAGAAGGACACAACCUGUGAUCCUCACCUACCCACGGAUACUUCAAAGCCGCCACGGAAGCGCGUACGGGCCUCGACCAACUGCACCACCGCGCACAGAGUGGAGGACGAAGAAAUCAACGCGUUUCGACUCUCUAAGCGGGUGCUUCUUAAAGAGGCAAAGCACGUCAGUAUGAAAGAUAUCAUGCUGCGUUCCUUCACCUCGCUAGCCCCUAACGAGGAUGGGGUUGGGGGAAGCAGCUCCGCCGAGAGCCCCGGUGAGUGGGAAAACAGCAAAGGGGAUUCCAAAUUUAUGGCGGACAGCCUCAGCUUGGGAAGCGCCGCCCAUCUUGAGCUGAAUAUCGCCGUCGAAAACGGCUCGCAGGGUGGGGUGCUCAACUUGGACGGAUCCAUCGGCAGUAAUCCGGCCUCCCUGGGCUCGACGUCGCCCACGGCGCUCUCGUCGUGGUCCCCUACCAUCGCGGACAGCAUCACCAGCCGUUUUAUCGCCACCGCGCAGAUGCAAAAACGACAAAACGUGGAGCGGCUGCUGCCUCUUGAACUCACCUAUUCCCAGCGCUCGCAGAGGCCCAAAAGCAUCCUCAAGGGCCUCCCAAACCCCCCCAACAGCCUCGGCGCGAUUCUCGAAGACUCCUGCCUCUCCACCUCCUGGGCCGGUCCUGGCGGGGCUCUGAAACCGUCCUCUCCGCGAAACUUUUCGGACCUCGACGAGGAGCUCAUCAUCGGCGCGAACGACGACGCCGAAUGCCCGCAACGCCCCCACCCCCUUUCGGAUAGUUAUCCGAGCAACUCGGCCGAGGGCACGCUGAUGAGCCCUGAGGAAAGGACAUCCGGGGACUAUUUAGCCGCCUCCCGCCUGCCAUCCUACCUCGGGGGUCGGGGCGCAUCAUCGGGAAAUCCAAGUAAAACGACCGAAGGCAACGACGACGACGACGACGAGUCCUCACAAGUGGCAAUCGCGCGCGCUAUUACGCGCCGGCACGAAAUCUGGAGGCUCAAACAUCGGGAAAUAAAGGGGCAGCGCUUGGUGGAGCAGGAUGAGCGCUGCAAGGCGAAGAAAAAACUUUCCACGGACCCUCCCCGAUCCCAUCCCGCCGUCUUACCGGCGCAAUUGGCGAAAGAUACGAUUUUGCAUGCCUUCCCUGACGGAUUGACGGGCCUGUCGACGAGCGGUUUUGCGGCGGCGGAAGGGCACGUGGAGCGAUCCGCCGACUCGCUCGCCGGUGGGACCUCCGGCUUGGCGAGUUUUCCCGCCGCGCGAAAGAUAAACCCGACGCCGAGCGGCAAUUCUCAGUCGAUUCAGCAUAUCAACCUCUCGGUGGACGACCUCACGAUGAUACGCCGUCUUAAUAGCUUUGAUCACACCGCCACGCAGCGCGUCGUGGUGUUUGGGAGUGCCAAACGAAAAUAA
Phytomonas sp. Hart1 is the source of this 1923-nucleotide messenger RNA. NCBI's taxonomy places the organism in Eukaryota, Euglenozoa, Kinetoplastea, Trypanosomatida, Trypanosomatidae. The record is from the annotation of a GenBank genome assembly.